AUGGCAGCGGUGGCGGCCCCGGGGGGAGCGGAGGCAUCCCCGCUGCCGACUCCCGGAGGGGGUGGGGCCGGAGCAGGACCGGGGCCGUGGCUGCAGCCCCAAGAAGAAGAAGAACACGAAGUGGUUCGUGUGCGGGUCAAGAAAUGUGAAGGCUUCUUGCAACCUGAGUUCCGGACAUUUGCUGUGGACCCACAGAUCACUUCACUGGAUGUAUUGCAGCACAUUCUCAUCAGAGCUUUUGACCUCAAUGGGAAGAAGAAUUUUACCAUCAGCUAUUUAAGCCGAGAUAAGCAAAACCAAGAAAUGUACUUGUCAUUGAUGUCAGACUGGGAUCUGGGGAUGGCCUUUGCUGGAGCUUCUAAGCCUUUUUUACAACUAAAGAUAGACAUCAAGCCCUUGGAAGACAGCCCCCUGCUAGAAGAUUGGGAUAUUAUCAGCCCUAAGGAUGUUAUCAGUACCGACUUGCUGCUAGUGGAGAAGAGGUCUCUGGCGGCUGCAGCCCUGCCCUUCACCCAGUCCAUCAUUUCCCAGGUGGGACGGACGUUGUCAAAGGUCCAGCAGGCACUCAGCUGGUCCUACGGGGAAGAUGUCAAACCUUUCAAACCUCCUUUGAGCGACUCAGAAUUCCAUACGUAUUUGAAUCAUGAAGGCCAGUUGACAAGACCAGCAGAACUGCGUCUCCGAAUCUUCCAUGGUGGAGUUGAGCCUUCCUUGCGCAAGGUUGUUUGGAGGUAUUUGCUAAAUGUCUAUCCUGAUGGCUUGACUGGGCAGGAGCGUAUGGAUUACAUGAAGCAGAAGACACGUGAGUAUGAGCAACUGAAGGGGGAAUGGGAAGCACGGACCAAACCUGAAGACCUGGAUUUCAUCCGUAGUAAUGUGCUGAAGGAUGUUCUGCGAACAGAUCGCACUCAUCCCUACUAUGCUGGUUCAGAUGAUAAUCCUCACCUGACAGCCCUGCAUGAUCUGCUGACCACCUACGCUGUGACCCACCCGCAGAUUUCCUAUUGUCAGGGUAUGAGUGACAUUGCUUCUCCCAUCCUGGUUGUAAUGGACAAUGAAGCCCAUGCCUUCAUCUGUUUCUGUGGCAUCAUGAAACGCCUGGAAGGUAACUUCCAGAUAGAUGGCGAAGUCAUGUCCGUUAAGUUUAUCCAUCUCAAGCUUCUCCUCCGCCAUUCAGAUCCAGAUUUCUACUCCUACCUCCUGUCUCGGGGUGCCGAUGACCUCUUCUUUUGCUAUCGUUGGCUGCUGUUGGAGCUGAAACGUGAGUUUGCGUUUGAGGAUGCCUUGCGCAUGCUGGAGAUCACGUGGAGUUCCUUUCCUCCUGAUCCUCCAGAGAAGGAAGUGGAAUUAGUGGGCCCUCCCGUCAGGCCCGGAGACAGCAACCAAUCUAUCCGAAGGAGACACAUGCUACGCCCAGCUUGUAGUUUUGAAGCAGCUGGGGAUCGGCCGUGCCAGGGGGCAGUUGCUGAAGAGAAGGUAUUAGUAAAGCAGUCUAGUUUUGGGGAAUUCAAGUACUACAUUACUCAUAACGAAGACAAUUUGGAGGAUGACUCGUCACCCAGACCUCAGCAUUCAGAGGAUGAGAAGGAAGAUUGUACCAGUGAGCAGGAUCCAUUGAUUCAGACAACUAACAUGGCUAAAUCCUUCUCUGCUCCAUCUCUUCGGGCCUUGACGCCACCCUCUCGAGAUUCUGUCUCCUCCUCAACUAAUGGCAAUGAGGAAAGUCAAUCAGAGGAAGAGAAGGGAGAUUCAGUGGUUAAUACCCCUUCUUCUCCCUCCCAUGGACCUACUACUUCUUCUACUCCUCCUGCCCUAGUCAGCCUCCCCCCUCCUCAAGAAUUUGGCAAAGGCAACCCCUUUGUACUCUUCUUAUGUCUUGCCAUUCUUUUGGAGCAUCGAGACCAUAUCAUCAAAAACAACAUGGACUACAAUGAGUUAGCCAUGCAUUUUGAUCGCUUAGUCCGCCGGCACAACCUUAACAAGAUCCUUCACCGUGCCAAGGCCCUGUUUGCUAACUACUUACAGUCAGAAGUUUGGGAUUCUGAAGAGGGAGAUGAGGCAGCAGCCGAAUCUCCCGCGGUGUCAUGAUUCUCCCUUCGUCUUGAUGUGCAGGGACAGGUUCCCUGCGGUCAUUAUGGUGCAAGCAUCGAUGUGGAAGAGUGGUCAGUGAAGUAAUCCAAUUUAGGCUCAAUCAUUCAGCAAUCCUCUUAGAUGGUCUGGAGCAACUAGAUUGGAUUGCCACACUCAAUACACCUUCUGUAUCUAAUGUAUCUGUUUUUAAUGAACUCUUUGGGCAAAUAUCCCAUCCAUUUUGGUGCCCCCUUCUCUUCCAAGUGCUAAAUAGUCUUUCAAAGAAGAGUUUACCCUGGAGCAGCCAGGUUCUUCCCAUUUCCCCUCCCUAAUCAAUACUUCCCAAAUAUUUCUCCCUCUGUCAUUUCUUAAGAUGUCGGUUGCUAAGAGACCCAGAUUGAUUUCUGAUCCUUCUAAAAUCAAGAUCUUUUCUUCCCCAUAGCUUUGCCAAAAACAUUUUUAAUGUUCCACCGUGGUAUAUUUUUAUUUGAGCUCGUCAGAAGUUCUACAAAGCUGCUUCAGCUUUUAAAAAAAUGCUUCAUAUGCUUAUUUCAGUGUUUUUUGGCCCAGUGUUUUUUUUUUUAAAAAAGCACUUCAUUUUUUUUUCUGGGGCUUCUGUUCCACUUGU
Molecule: messenger RNA, 2698 nt
Organism: Thamnophis sirtalis
Lineage: Eukaryota; Metazoa; Chordata; Lepidosauria; Squamata; Natricidae
Gene: TBC1D25
Product: TBC1 domain family member 25
Biological process (GO): activation of GTPase activity; regulation of autophagosome maturation
Cellular component (GO): autophagosome
Molecular function (GO): GTPase activator activity
Source: RefSeq, a predicted model, not a curated record